Molecule: messenger RNA, 2331 nt
Organism: Toxotes jaculatrix (banded archerfish)
Lineage: Eukaryota; Metazoa; Chordata; Actinopteri; Toxotidae
Gene: hdac10
Product: histone deacetylase 10
Exons: 20
Coding region: 241-2268 (675 amino acids)
Biological process (GO): chromatin organization
Cellular component (GO): histone deacetylase complex
Molecular function (GO): histone deacetylase activity
Source: RefSeq, a predicted model, not a curated record
GCUCAGCUUACUUUGGGUUGACCACUUCACUGUUUACAUGUGUUAUGCAAAAUUUACGGAAGCGCUUUAUAGUUAAAGUCAGUGAGUCUGAUUAAAGCCGCUCUCUUAUCGAUUCUUAGUAAACUUGCUUUGUGCACAGUUUAUGUUAGAAACAAUUUUAUCGCUGGAAGAAAUUGUUUCACCUCAGAAACGUUAAUGCAUGUGCUGCAAGUCCACGCUGCUCGACUGGUUUGAGACAUAAUGAAGAUGGGAACAGCGCUGAUUUAUGAUGAGGAGAUGACCAACUACAAACUGCUCUGGGUUGAUCCAGCAUGUAAGAUCGAAGUACCCGAGCGUCUGACAGUGAGUCAUGAAGCUUUGGUCAAGAGCGGUCUGGCUGAACGCUGUAUCUCCAUACCUGUCCGCGAGGCGACAGAUGCAGACAUUCUGCUGGUUCACAGCGAGGAGUAUCUGGAUGCAGUGAAGAAGACCCCUUACAUGACUCUGGAGGACCUGAAGGAGUUCACCCUCCAGUACGGUGACGUCUACUUCCACCCAAACAUCUUUCACUGUGCCAAACUGGCUGCAGGGGCCGCACUGCAACUGGUGGACAGUGUCAUGACGGGGAAGGUGAGGAAUGGCAUGGCUCUGGUCAGACCACCAGGACACCACAGUAUGCGCAGCGCUGCCAGUGGUUUCUGUGUGUUCAACAAUGUGGCCAUAGCUGCUCGAUAUGCAAAGCAAAAAUAUGGAGUAAAAAGAGUGUUGAUAGUUGACUGGGACAUACAUCACGGUCAAGGGGUCCAGUACAGUUUUGAAGAUGAUCCAAGCGUGCUCUACUUCUCAUGGCACCGCUUUGAGCAUCAGAAAUUCUGGCCUCACCUUAGAGAAUCAGACUUUGACAGUGUCGGCAAAGACAAGGGAGCUGGAUUCAAUAUAAAUGUACCAUGGAACAAGGUGGGAAUGCAGAACGGUGACUAUCUUUCAGUCUUCUGUCAUCUCCUUUUGCCAGUUGCAUAUGAGUUUUGCCCAGACUUGGUGUUGGUGUGUGCGGGCUUUGACUCAGCCAUCGGUGACCCAGAGGGGGAGAUGUGUGCCUCUCCAGACAUCUUUGCCCACCUCACUCACCUUCUCAUGAACCUUGCUGGUGGCAAAUUGUGUGCUGUGCUGGAGGGAGGGUACAACUUGACUUCCCUCCCCCAGUCUGUGUGUCAGACAGUUCAAACGUUGCUUGGAGAUCCUGCACCUCGACCUGCAAACCUCAAUGGCCCCUGUAAAAGUGCACUUGAGUCCCUUCACUGUGUCCGAUCCACUCAUAGGCAGUACUGGUCCUGCCUCAAACAUGCAGCUGAUCUACCAGCCUGUGAUAUCAGCACCAAGCGCAUGAAACUGGCAGAAGAAGAAGAAAAAACACAGGAUAAAGGGGAAGAAGAGAAAAGUGCAGAGGAAAAGGUGUGGCCAGAGCCUCCGAAACGAGUCACUCCCACUAUUCGUACUGCUGUCGUGUUCCCUGAUGGUGUCGCUUGCCCAGACGGAUGCAAACCCUUCAGAUCGACAGAGGAUCUCGACCCACUCACAGUCAGCAAACUUAAGGAGAAUUUCCUUAAAGAUGCAGAUGACAGCGAUGCUCUCUCCACCCUCUCCAGUCUUAUUGCCCUUGUAGAGAAGAUGGAAAAGAAUGAGAUCUGCAGUGGCUUGGCGCUGGUCCAUGACGUCUCCAUGGCAACGAUGUGUGUUGUCCAGCAUGCUGCAGCUGCACUCACGAAUCGGGUUUUGGUUGUGUGUGUCGGAGACGGGAAGGUUCCGAGUCACGUCACUGAAGAUGGGAAAACAUUUGUGGUGCAGUUCAGCAACAAGGAGUCAGAGGAACAGGAAUGCAAAUAUUACAUUCCUGUGCAUCUGAAGAAGGGCUUCAGCGACGUGUCAGGGUUCAUACAGGCUUUGUUCAGCCUCGUCCUGCCUUUGGGAUACGAGUACGACCCCGGUCUGGUUCUGUUGGUUCGGAUGCCAGAUAGUGGGCUGUCCGAGAGUGUGUGGCAGCACCUAACGGGUCUGCUGCAGGGCCUCGCACAAGGACACACACUGGUGCUCAUGCAGGAAGGUGAGAAGUCAUGUGUCGGCCCCACAGCCUCCUCCCUCCUCGGGGACGCUGCCUCCUCUUUGGGGCAGCUUCUGGCUCCCCAACCAGAGCAUGUAGAGUCCCUGGAGAGCCUGAGACACAGGCUGAAGGCUGACUGGAAGCUGCUGCAGACCACAGCAGAAGAAAUGGGAAGAGGUGAUGAGUUCUGAAGCUGGUCCUGCUGUUAAAAAAAAAGAAAAAAAAGAAUUGAAAAGUCUCAAUGUCUGUGCAUA